Messenger RNA from Argentina anserina (silverweed cinquefoil), 1176 nucleotides. RefSeq names its product polygalacturonase-like. Lineage: Eukaryota; Viridiplantae; Streptophyta; Magnoliopsida; Rosales; Rosaceae. Gene Ontology annotation, biological process: carbohydrate metabolic process. The transcript has 4 exons. The coding region runs from base 1 to 1176 and encodes 391 amino acids. The record is from RefSeq and is a predicted model, not a curated record. Gene Ontology annotation, molecular function: polygalacturonase activity.
AUGGCAAACUUCAGAAGCCUCAUUUUCUUCUGUUUCCCAUUUAUUUUCAUCAACUCCGCCAUGGCCAAGGCAGUCACCUUCAGCGUGAUUACGUUAGGAGCCAAACCAGAUGGCAAGACCGACUCAACUAAGGCCUUUCUCUCUGCAUGGGCUAAAGCUUGUGCCUCGGUGAACCCCCCUGUGAUUUACGUGCCGGAAGGGAGGUUCUUGCUCCGCAAUGUCGAGUUCGACGGACCAUGUAAGAACAGUCGCAUCAGCUUCCGCAUUGCUGGCACCAUUGUUGCUCCAUCCGAUUACCGGGUCAUCGGAAAUGCCGACAACUGGCUCCUCUUUCGGCACGUCAACGGAGUCACCAUAUCCGGUGGAAUUCUUGACGGUCAAGGCACUGGUUUGUGGGCUUGCAAGGACUCCGGCAAGAGUUGCCCCAGCGGAGCCACGGCAUUGAGUUUUUCCAACUCCAACAACAUUGUGGUUAAGGGAUUGGUAUCUCUAAACAGCCAGAUGUUUCACAUAGUCGUCAACGGUUGCCGUAAUGUGAAAAUGCAAGGGAUUAAAGUAUCUGCCUCCGGCAACAGCCCUAACACCGACGGCAUCCAUGUUCAGAUGUCCUCAGGCGUUACCAUUCUCAACUCAAAGAUAUCUACAGGUGACGAUUGUGUCUCAAUUGGUCCUGGCACUUCUAACUUGUGGAUUGAAAAUGUUGCGUGUGGACCGGGUCAUGGAAUUAGCAUUGGGAGUCUAGGCAAAGACCUGAAAGAAGCUGGUGUGCAAAACGUAACAGUGAAAACUGUGACCUUUACUAAUACACAAAACGGUGUGAGGAUCAAGUCCUGGGGGAGGGCUAGCACUGGAUUUGCAAGGAACAUUCUUUUCCAACAUUGUGUCAUGAAAAACGUUCAAAAUCCGAUCCUCAUCGAUCAACAAUAUUGUCCCAGCAACAAGGGUUGCCCUGGUCAGGUUUCUGGAGUUAAAGUCAGUGAUGUGACAUAUCAAGACAUACACGGUACAUCAGCAACGGAAGUUGCAGUGAAAUUUGAUUGCAGCUCAACGUACCCAUGUAGCAAAAUCAGAUUGGAGAAUGUGAAGCUCACAUAUAAGAACCAGGCAGCUCUAGCUUCAUGUAGCAAUGCUGGCGGAACAUCUGCGGGUACCAUGCAGCCUACAAGUUGUCUAUAG